AUGCUAUCUUUACGUGCUAUUCCUAAUAAAGUUCUGGGGGUUAUAUGUUUGCUGGCUAGUAUUUGUGUAUUCUUUAGGUUUGCUUUUAUUAAGAACUAUACUUCUGUUCUAUCUAAUCUAAAUAAAUUUAUGUCUACUAAUCAUAAGGAUAUUGGUACUUUAGAUUUAAUUUUUGGUCUUUGGUGUGGUAUGGUUGGUUCUGCUCUAUCUAUGUUGAUUCGUAUGGAGUUGAGUAAACCUGGUUUAUUGUUAGGAAAUGUAUAUUUCACUGUCAAUGGAAAGGUUUUUGUUGUUAUGAUGCUUAUGUCGAUGUUUAUUAUGGGUUUAAUUCUUUUUAAAGAAAAAAGUCGUGGUAUGUUGUAUUUAUCUCAAGCUUUGGUUUUUAUUAGUAUUUUGUUUUUUAUUCCUGGUAAUGUUUUAAUGUUAUGGUUAUCAGAUUGA
This is a messenger RNA of Cooperia oncophora, 441 nucleotides long. The record is from the annotation of a GenBank genome assembly. NCBI's taxonomy places the organism in Eukaryota, Metazoa, Nematoda, Chromadorea, Rhabditida, Trichostrongylidae.